Messenger RNA from Geodia barretti, 1731 nucleotides. NCBI's taxonomy places the organism in Eukaryota, Metazoa, Porifera, Demospongiae, Tetractinellida, Geodiidae. The record is from the annotation of a GenBank genome assembly.
CAGAUGGAUCCGGAUAUAAACGUGGCCCGCCUCCUUCUUGUUCUAGCUAGCUGUCGGUUGUGUGUAAAUCCCUGAAAGGUCGGUGAUCGAUGGCGGCCUCUGUAGCACCAGAAGGGCCGUCCGAGUCUCUUUUUGCUAAGUUCUCUAAACCCUUCUCCACCGCCAUCACUGCUGCCUACAAGCGUCUGUUGGGACCGUACACGAGCCACAUUCGAUGCGGUCGGACGCCGUUUGACAUGCCAGGUCACCUCAUAGCUCCCCUCUGUGGCUCAGUGACGGCCUGCUCCACCGGGCCUUACGGCGGGAUCUGUCAACUAGAGCCCGACAAAGACGCCCCGACCCACCCUCCAGGUAUCAUUGAUGAGAGUAUAGCAGGAGUGGUGGGCUGGCAGAGACCACAGAGCAACGCAGACGGCGAGUCCAUCACUCUCUACGAACACAAAGACCAGAGCACCUACCACCACGGAGACCCCAUAGCCGACGUCUUUGCCAUACUCGCUCGACCCAACAGCUGUAUUCUGGCCGUGGCAGACGGAUGUGGCUGGGGGAUAAAACCAAGACUCGCCGCUCGCUGUGCCGUCCAUGGAAGCAUCGAACACCUCAACGAGAAGCUUUUCAGUUCGUCGUCGGCGGAGAAGUUCACAACGCAGGACGUUUUCCACGUGAUGUACCGCUCCCUGCACACGGCUCAGAAGAGGAUAAUCCAACACGGCGGGACAACCACCACACUCUGUCUGGCAGUGGUGGUAGAACUAGCCGAGGCAAAGGCCGGGAACAGGUGGGGGUGUCUGCGUUGUGAGUGUCGGCGACUCCGUCUGCUACGUCUGGCGGCACGAGUCUCAGGAGGUUCACGAGGUGACAGCAGCCAUUAGGGACGGGAGGGAGAGGAACUUGAGGGACGCUGGGGGUUGUCUUGGAGCCGACAUGGGCGACCAUCCUGACCUCACAAACCUCUUCUGCUGCUUUGCCCCCGUCUCAGAACACGACCUCGUCUUUCUCUCGUCCGACGGAGUAUCGGACAAUUUUGACCCCGUGACUCUUCGGCAAGCGCUCCAAGAUUCAUCCGAGAUGACUCAAUCUUCAUCUCACCUCAUCCCCCAAGACACCCCCUCACAACCUCCCCCUCCUUCCUCCUCCACCUCUCCUCAUCCACGCCGUACCCUCACACCAUCCGAGCGACACAACAUGACGGUCCACCGUCUCACCGACCUGCUCAGAGAAUCCCAGGCCUCGAAAGAUGCACCACUCGACGCCACCGACGUAAAAGAAGCAGUCAAGAACUUUGUGAUAGAGGCGACGGAAGAGAAGCGACAUUUCCUUGAGCAGGUGUGGGCGGGGGCCAGCCAUUCGGUCCUGACCCCCGCCGAGAGAAGAGAACAAGACAGGAAGAUCGGGCAGACUGUGAAACAGCUCCCUGGAAAGUUGGACCAUGCCACAAUCGCAGUCUACCAGGUAGGGAGAGUCCUGUCCGAUGCAGCAGGUGAACACUCUAUACUUCACGUAAAGAGACCACAUUCUGUGACCCAAUCGUUUUGCAUCGUCGACCACCCCAACGAUCAGGGGCAUGCUACCCACACCAAGUUAGAGUUGCCCAGUUACACCACACCGAGAGGUAGUGAUGCAAUAGAUAACACGGCAGGUCCAAAUGAUCAUGAUCACAGUGUAUGAAAACGUUCGUUGUUGUUGUUUGUGUUUUUGUUUGUAAGUCUGUAAAUUUAAUAUAAACCCACA